AUUAAUUGUGGAGAUUAAAAGGUGAGAGUUUAAAACUCCCAAAAAAAAGUUAAAAGGUUGUUACGUAAACACGACCCCGAUUGUUUCUUUUGAUUUAGAAUUACCAUGGGGAGAUAAAUAGGCCCAACUAAGUCCACAAAUUUGUGACCGUGAAGCUUUACUAUGGGCCGACAAAUAGCCCGAAUUUCCCGUAAACUGUAGUAUUACUUUAGCCCCUGUACAAGCUUUAUUAUGCAUCUGGUUUAGUCUUGGUGGCACUGUGCUUUCCACACUUGUGUUUGCUUACUAUAUUUGUGUGCCACUUGGGUUCUAGGGUUCCACGCCAUCUCAAUGUGCUGACUGUUCAAUUGCAAAGUAGUCUUAGAAUGGGGGAAGAAGCUGAUAACAAGUUCAGAUGGGUGAUUAAAAAGUUCUCAUCUCUGGGAUCCGAGAGAGUCUUUUCUGACAUAUUUGUGGUCGGUUCUUGCAAAUGGCGUCUUAUGGCCUAUCCCAAAGGAGUCAGGGAUGAUAGAUGUUUCUCUCUGUUUCUGGUGGUUGCUGAUUUCAAAACUUUGCCUUGUGGCUGGAAACGACACACAAGAUUGCGCCUAAAUGUUGUUAAUCAACUCUCGGAAGAACUUUCCAUACUGAAAGAAACACAAAUGGGGUUUCUGGUGAAUGAUGAGGUCAAAAUUGUUGUGGAGGUUGAUGUUGUUGAAGUUAUUGGAAAAUUAGAGGAAUCUGAAGAGGCAACACAACCUCUGAAAAAGGUAAAGCUAGAGGCUUUUGUGGAAUCGAAAGAUUUGCUUAAGGAAACUUCAUCAGUAAAGGAAGAAAUCAUUGAUGUCAAUGGGUUUCAUGUUCUUCCUUCCCAGGUGGAAUUUGUUAGCCCUGUUUUUGAAAGAUACCCAGAAAUUGCAUCAGUAUUCCAGGCAAAGAAGCAACAUUUGAGAACCGCAUGCAUGUAUGUCCUCCUCAGCCUAAUCGAGACACUGUGCAAGUCACUGGAAGAGCUCUGCAGUGAUGAUCUUGUGGGAGGUGACAAUGCAUUACAAUACCUGAAAUUUUCGGGCUUUAAGGUUGAUUGGUUGGAGAAGAAGCUGGAGGAAAUUAAGGUAAAGAAGAAGGACGAACAAAUUGGUGAAAGUCGUAUGCAAGAAUUAGAGGAAGAAUUGAAGCUUUUUAAGAAGUGCUCAGAUAUAGAAGCUCUUAUGGAGACAGAGAAGACAAAGUUGUUGGUCACCAGAGGUUCUCCUCUAACGUUGGAUGAUGUUCUUUGAAGACUUCUGGUACUAUGCGUUUGCUGUCUAGGUUUCAAAAUUAAAGACUUCCCUUUGAAAUUGGAAGUUCCCACAUUUUGUAUAGAACCAAAUUUUUUGGUAGUAAAUGUUAAGAAGCUGAUGAUUUUUUUAUUAGCCUUCGUUGCUCGUCAGAAUUUUUGAGACUGAGAUAUGUAGUACUCUAUUUCUAGGUCACCAAAUCAACAUUAGUACAUUAAUGUUCUAGUGAUAUUUCUUUUAACCUUUCAAUUUUCACUAA
Messenger RNA from Arabidopsis lyrata subsp. lyrata, 1518 nucleotides. RefSeq names its product MATH domain and coiled-coil domain-containing protein At3g58200. Gene Ontology annotation, molecular function: protein binding. NCBI's taxonomy places the organism in Eukaryota, Viridiplantae, Streptophyta, Magnoliopsida, Brassicales, Brassicaceae. Bases 366 to 1259 code for a protein of 297 amino acids. The transcript is spliced from 4 exons. The record is from RefSeq and is a predicted model, not a curated record.